AAAUUUUAUCACUUUUGAAAAGUGCGUUCUCAGAUCUGUGAAUCGCAGUUACAAGUAUAUGUCUAUAAGGGCCCAAAUUUAUGAGUUACCGAUUACUUAUGCGUUGGUUACAUUCAAGCUUUCGAAGCGAGACAACCAACAUGUCUUUGAACGAUUCAAUGGUUCUGUGGAGCUCUGCAGAUUCAUGAGAGAUCGACGAAAUCCAAUAGCCAACUUUAUAUUCUCCAUUUUUGAGGAUUACACAAAUUUCAAUCACACGUGUCCAUUUACUGAGUCUCACCAUUUCUUGGAAAAGCUGCCAGUUCAGCAUGUAAGUAAUUUGAUAUCGGUACUACCUAAUGGUCGAUAUAUUUUUCAUCUAUUAUGGACUUCAAAUAAGCGUCUCAGAGGUGAAAUCAUUACGUAUUUUACCAAAUCAUAA
Molecule: messenger RNA, 421 nt
Organism: Drosophila grimshawi
Lineage: Eukaryota; Metazoa; Arthropoda; Insecta; Diptera; Drosophilidae
Exons: 3
Coding region: 59-421 (120 amino acids)
Source: RefSeq, a predicted model, not a curated record